This is a messenger RNA of Salvelinus sp. IW2-2015, 5691 nucleotides long. Lineage: Eukaryota; Metazoa; Chordata; Actinopteri; Salmoniformes; Salmonidae. The record is from RefSeq and is a predicted model, not a curated record.
AUGUGUUGUGUCUCAGGCUACCCUCGUUACACAGUGAUUGGGGACCACAGUACAGGGGAACACCACCUCCGGAUCCAACGUGUGGAGCUGAUGGAUGACGCUGUCUUUGAGUGCCAGGCAAUCCAGGCAGCCAUGAGGUCCCGCCCUGCCAGACUCACUGUGCUGGUGCCUCCUGAGGACCCAGUGAUCCGUGGUGGUCCGGUGGUGAGCCUGAGAGCAGGAGAUCCCCUAAACCUGACCUGCCACGCUGACAACGCCAAGCCAGCAGCAUCCAUCAUCUGGAUCCGSAAUGGAGAGGUCCUCAAUGGAGCCAUGUACUCCAAGACACUGCUUCGUGAUGGAAGGAGGGAGAGUACGGUUAGCACCCUCUACCUGUCUGCCUCCAACAUCGAGACAGGCCAGCAGAUCAUCUGUCGAGCGUCCAACAAGGCUGUGCCCAACGGCAAAGAGACCAGCGUCAACAUUGACAUCCAACAUUUGCCACUUGUCAAUCUGUCAGUGGAGCCUCAGCCCAUUCUGGAAGGAAACCUGGUCAAGUUCCACUGCUCAGCCAAGGCUAACCCACCCGUCACACUGUACAGGUGGGCCAAAGGAGGCAAUGUGAUAAAGGAGGUCUCUGGGGACACCUAUGAGGUCAUUGUGGACCAUUCCUUCUUCACCGAGCCAGUCUCCUGUGAGGUCACCAACCCUCUGGGCAGCACCAACAUCAGCCGCAACGUCGACGUCUACUUUGGUCCACGCAUGUCUGCAGAGCCCCAGUCCUUACAGGUGGAUCUGGGGUCUGAUGCUGUAUUCAACUGUGCUUGGACUGGAAACCCCUCCCUCACCAUCGUCUGGAUGAAGAGGGGCUCUGGGGUGGUACUAAGCAACGAGAACAUCCUGACACUCAAGGCUGUGAGGCAGGAAGAUGCUGGGAAAUAUGUGUGCCGUGCCGUGGUUCCGCGAGUCGGCGCCGGGGAGAAGGAAGUUUCUCUCACCGUCAAUGGCCCACCCACCAUCUCUAGUACCCAGACACAUCAGGCUCUCCAUGGGGAGAAGGGCGAGAUCAAGUGCUUCAUCCGGAGCACUCCACCUCCAGACCGCAUUGUGAGUAACACCAACACCACUUCCUUCAAUAUCUAUCUCUUUUACUUAUCUCUACUGGCCACAGCAUUGCAUGGUAUAUGGGUCGCAUUACAGCCAUGGUGCCCUGACAGGGCUCCUGUUGCAUUAUCAGCAUUCAACUGCACAGCCUGGAACAGCUUUGGGUCUGACACGGAGAUCAUCCGCCUCAAGGAACAAGAGUCUCUCCCGGUGGCGGUCAUCAUCGGGGUGGCAGUUGGGGCCUUGGUGGCUUUCAUCGUCCUCAUAGGGACCAUCGGAGCUUUCUGUUGUACCCGCUCUCAGAGAAAGGAAGCGCACCUGGUAAUGCCCUCACUACCCGUCUCCAUCUGUGCUCACCAGAGAGAACUUGCAAGCAAAAUUAAGACAGAAAAUCUGAAAGGGGUGGUGUCGGCCAAGAACGACAUCCGAGUGGAGAUUGUACACAAAGACCACAACGCGGCACGGGAAAAUGAGGAGCACACCGCCAUGAAGCAACUGAUGGUAGAACGCGGGGAGUUCCAGCAGGAGUCAGUGCUGAAGCAGCUAGAGGUGCUGCAAGAGGAUGAGAAAGAGUACCAGCAUAUCAAGGACCCCACCAAUGGAUACUACAGUGUCAACACCUUCAAGGAGCACCACUCCACCCCCACCAUCACCCUUCAAGGUAACCAGACUACAGAGAUGCGGAAUCCCACCGCUGCCACCACCGGGGGCAAGCAGCGGGUACCCACGGGCAUGUCCUUCACCAACAUCUACUCCACCCUAGGUGCCGGGCCAAACCGCCUGUACGACUACAGCCAGCGCUUCGUGCUGGGCAUGGGCAGCAGCUCCAUCGAGCUGUGUGAGAGGGAGUUCCAGAGAGGAUCACUCAGCGACUCCAGRUCCUUCAUCGACACGCAGUGCGACAGCAGRGUSAGCAGCUACAGCAAGCAGGARGGCUACGUGCAYUUCGACAAGGACAGCAAGGCCUCCGCCUCCGCCUCCUCCUCAUCCCACUACUCCCAGUCCUCCUCCCAGAACUCAGACCUCACACGGCCCCUCCAGAAGCGCAUGCAGACCCACGUCUGACCUGACCGCCAGAGAGGGRCUGCCUGUCCUGGGGUAUCCAGCCGUGGAUUGGAACUAUGGGAAACAUACAGCUUCCUGAAAAGGGACCUACGUUUCAAAGCACAUGAUGUGUUGGUGAGAAGCCUUGAAAUCGGUGGCUUUAACUCACAUUGGACUUGUUCAGAAUUCUCUGUGUUCCAACCAGUGUUUCAAAAACCUGGCAUUCCCCCCACAUCCCAUCCUAAGCUCAUCAGAAACCACCUCCUGUUGUCCAGUUCUUCACUUAGUAAAUAAAGGCCCAUAAACCAUAAACAUACAGUCGCUGUGCCACAGAGAGCUCUUUUGCCAACAUGGACACAACUCAAGUGUUAAGGUGGUUGUGGCACUGAUAGACAAUGGAAAUAGGAUCCCAUAUAAGGGAGCAAAAUAACCAAAUGCUGUGGCUGGGGGCUAGCAAGUUGUCUUUAAAACAAAGCGGGACCACUCUCUUAUGGGUGGCAAAAGUCACCCAUCACUUGGUAUGUGUAAGCCAAUAUUCUGUUGCUCUGUUAUAGUUCUAAGCACAACUGUGAAUGUGUGUUAAAUGUCAAAGCUUCUKCUCUCUCUUAUACCCUUUCCCCCCAGCCUCCCCUCACACACAAUGUUAAGUUUGGGUGAUCCAACUUCAUCCCUUGUGUAGGUGGAGUAGGACUCUCAAAAUGUGUCCAGACUUGCCAAACAAUUAACCAAAGGCAGUCUUUUCCCCGGGGUUCCCGGCCCUCAGAACUCUACAGAUAAGGAGGCCCGUGAUCUCAACCGGAAAGCCUGAGUUGUCGUUUCACAGAUUGUCACUCUGAGAUAAAGGAAUAAUAUCAGUGUACAUUACGCAUCUUUUAUUCAGCAUUCUUUAUUUUUACUCAGAUGCUUGAUUUCACUUGUUUUGAAGACUAUUUGAAAUACCAAGAGACAUUUCAGGAGACAAACUUUUACAUUCAGAAGCAGAAUGGGGUGUGUUCUAAUUUAAAGUAGGGGGUUGGUUCCUCAGUCAACCUCUCGGCACCAUGCCAGCUCAAAUGGAGGAGAGCAUAGCUGACUGACUAUAAUGUCUGCCCUACCCAUGUAAUGUGAAGUCUCCCAUACUAACUGCUUUAUAUCAUCAGCCAUGUCCACAUGAUAGGAUGCUGCCUGCGGAACCAAAUGUAAACAUUGUGUAUCAGAGCUUUUCAUCAUGUGGCUUUCCCAAUACCAUGUUAAUACGGGAGCUCAGUCAAUCCAGACUGUAUACCUACUGUGAUCUAGCUGCUCAUUGAAGGAAAUGGAUAGGAAUAUGUGAUGUAAAUUGUUGUUUUGAUUUCUGGUAUUUUGUUCAUUUGGCUGCUGUGAGACUACUGUAUAAACACUGACUGUUUUAAGUGAGUGUAUUGUACAUGCCAGAUAUGGAAUUUCACUUUUUUCACCAUUAUCAUUGUUGUCAUUUUAUUUGAGAGAUUAGGGAAACACAGAAACAAAUCCCAUCACGGAUACAGACAAAAGCACUUGUAUGGUAGAUCCACAAUGCCUCCUCUCUGCUAGCUAGCCUGCUGUGGAGGGCAACACGGUCACAUGAAACACAGGACAUGUCACAUACAGGACAAGUAGUACUACACUAGACAAGACCAACCACGGUAAUGUUAAACUAGAACAGCACAUUCUAUUGGGUGAGAUAAUCAAUGUGGUGGUGUUGGUGAUAAUGACUAAAAUAUACAGUACAUCAUUUUGCCACCACGCUACAUAUCACCACGCACCAUACAGCCAGGCCUGAACUACCAUACAGUACAAGACUUACGAGUCCUCCAUUGUGGAGGUCUUAAGUGGGUGCGGCAGAUGUACAUUAAUUCUCAAACGCAGUUCUUGGAGUGUCAGUUAGUUACAUUAUAUUACUCGUCUGCAAUAUACCCUCGCAAAUACAUCAAAUGUUACAUCAUCAGUUAGUCUUCAAAAGCCUAGAAAACCUGUUUGCCUGUGGGUGGCUUCUAGGUCUGGACAGACAGACCCUGCUUUCUAACAUCAGUUUGAUCGGUAUUAGAUAAAGCAUUAGAGAAGGGUAAAAUGUUGCCUAAUGCCAGAAAAACAAUGUUCCAGUUUUACCGCAAUACAGUGGACACCGAGUUGCAAUGUAAUGUAAUUUCCUGUUUUUCAAAUCUAAAACAGUCCUCUCGUAUCUCAUCAUUUUGCAUUAGUCUUCCACUGCGGGACUACUCGGCCAAUGGAAUAGAUAUCAAAUGUAUUAACUAGUCCUUCACUUGUGUUGUCUUGCUGAAAAUGUUAAAUCCUUUGUAAGAGUUAGACUGUACCUUCGACAAAUGAGAAAGUUGUUGCUGUAAUCACUUUACAUGUGAUUAUAUUCAAGGCAUUUCAAUGGGCUUUUCUACAUGAGUGGUGGUGGUUUGACUCUAAUUUUACAAAUGGAUUGGCGCCCAUUGUGCGGCUUAAACACAAAAAGGUCUGUUUCAAUGCUGAUAAUCCAGCUUGCCGCUUAGAACAUUGUAUAUAAAUCUCUCUGUAUAUAAUUUUGCUGUUAUUUCUUUUCUCAGUCAGUUUUCAGUAUAUUAGGGCAAAACAAAUCCCUAUGCCAUCAAUAUUGUACAGACAGACAAUCAAUUAUCUGUCCCUUUUUUUUUCUCUCAGCAUUCAUUGACAUCUCCAACCAAGCUUGUCUUUGCAAACGAGUGAUUUGUGUGAGCAGUUUUUAAUCUCUUUGUGGCAGUCUCUCUCACACAGUCACACGGUCAAAGCUGUUUGGCUCUAGGGUUUGGCACGGGAACUGUUCAUGGGGUGAGAUAGGAGCUAGUAUGUCCCUAGAGAAAAGAGACUCUCUUCCACGUGCUUCAGUUCCCAGAUACAGCAUUGUCUUACUGAUGGGUUAGAAUAAUACCAACUGACUCGGGCCGCAGUGCAGCAACUCCAAACACGCAAUGUGUUUUAGGUUUUAUAACAUCUCUCUUUGUGUGACCAGCAAACUGGAUGGAUUAAUAAUUUAAAUGCCACUCUACCAACUAGGGUUGAAUAUCUUCCCGGUAUUUUACAUAUGUUCCAUCCCGAGAAUAAAUCACUUUUCUCCCGGGUAACCCAGUAUUUCCCGCCAAAGUCGGAAGUGUCAUUCAAAAGCAUUAUAAAUCAUAUAAAUAGGCCUAUGUCUGGAUUUGACUAGAGCUUUGAUCAAAAAUUCAAGCCUGAUGCUACCUGAGCCUGAUGAGCKWUACAUUAAAUACAUUUAAUGAGCCCAAGGCCAAAAAAGUCGAAAUGAUUGUGCCGAUAUCCAAUACAUAGAGUAUAUGAUACGCACGACAGAAAAACAUAAAAGCCCYUAGAUGUAGCUAGCUAUAUGCUCUCUUGGGUAAAUAAAUUAAACUUGCUCUAGUAGGCUAAUCUUUUUGAGUGUGAACUGWWUUACUGUACUGUAUUGUAUUAUACUGUGUUAUAUGGACUAGAAUUAUGUACAUCAUUCAAAUCAUGAUAAAGCAGGGAGGYAAAAUGUGAUUCUGGUGCAGCACAUACGGACUACAAAGUUACAAGUAUAGGCUAGAAUCUGAUUAUAAUUUUGAA